Notothenia coriiceps (black rockcod) is the source of this 1276-nucleotide messenger RNA. Its product is annotated as gap junction Cx32.2 protein-like. NCBI's taxonomy places the organism in Eukaryota, Metazoa, Chordata, Actinopteri, Perciformes, Nototheniidae. Gene Ontology annotation, cellular component: connexin complex. The coding region runs from base 100 to 873 and encodes 257 amino acids. Gene Ontology annotation, molecular function: gap junction channel activity. Gene Ontology annotation, biological process: cell-cell signaling. The transcript is spliced from 3 exons. The record is from RefSeq and is a predicted model, not a curated record.
CACAGCUUUGCUUGGUUCACUGGGCUCUCCGUCAGACUUCUCCACAGCUGGUGAGCACUGUUUGUCCGCAGAGGCCUUUAAACUCAAAGAUCAGAGACCAUGGGAGAGUGGGGAUUUCUGUCCUCUCUGCUGAAUAAGGUCCAGUCCCACUCCACCGUCAUCGGGAAGGUCUGGCUCACGGUGCUGUUCAUCUUCAGGAUCAUGAUCCUCGGAGCCGGAGCAGAGAAGGUGUGGGGUGACGAACAGUCCCAAAUGAUAUGCAACACCAAACAGCCUGGUUGUAAGAACGUCUGCUACGACCACGCCUUCCCCAUCUCACACAUCAGAUUCUGGGUCCUCCAGAUCAUCUUCAUCUCAUCACCGACGCUCAUCUACCUCGGACACGUCCUGAAUGUCAUCCACAAUGAAAACAAGCUGAGAGAACAUAUGAAGAACCACUCCACGAGCAAAAUCGUGAAAGUUCCCAAGUACUCUGACGAAAGCGGCCAUGUCCAGAUUAAAGGCAACCUGCUGGGGAACUACAUGACCUCCAUCAUUUUUAGAAUCGUUUUGGAGGUAGGGUUCAUUGUUGGGCAGUAUUAUCUGUACGGGUUCAUCAUGGACCCGAGAAUAGUCUGCUCCCGAGCCCCCUGCCCCUUCACCGUGGAGUGCUACAUGUCUCGCCCCACAGAGAAGACCAUCUUCAUUAUCUUCAUGCUCGUAGUGUCCUGCAUCUCUGUCCUGCUCAACGUAAUGGAGAUCUUCUACCUGGCCUGUUUACGCUCAGCCAGACGAAAGUCUAAAAAAACAGUCGCGUCUACGGCCAUCACUCUUCACCCGCGUCUAAAUGGAGGCAUUCUGAUGAGUGACAAGAUGAGCCUCCAUGAUGCCUGAAUAAUGCCAUUUAAAUUGUGUAAAAAAUGUACACAGUUGCACAAUUACUGAGAAAUGUUUUUGACUGAAAUUAGUCCAGUUAUUUAUUUAUGUAAUGCUUAAGAAUUUCAGACACAAACGAGGCAACCUUUGAAAAGUGUACAGAAAGGGAGUAUUUUGUUCCUUGCUGUUUUUUGUACUUUACACAUUUCCGCUGGCUUAAAGCCAUUUGGUUUAGCUUAAAGCUUUUUGUUGUUGCUCAGAAACGGUUUUAAGGGCUGUUUUUGCCAUCUUACUUUUAAGUUUCUUCAAAAACGCAAAAAUUGCAAGCCCAACUUGUAAUAUUUUAGUAACAAAUCAAUCUUCUUCCCCUGUUUUGUAUUUGAAUGUGAUUGUAUGUGCCUUGCGUUUGAGUAUAUUGUAA